UAAUGAUCCAUGGAGUCUGUUAAGGAAUGUCUGGUUCAAGCUUGAAGUUUGAAGUUGAUGCAAGCGGGCGACCCUAUGCUACAAUGGCGCACGACGAAGCCACCAAGAACCACCCGGGCGGCAUAAAUGAUAUAAACUCCUCAGAGAAAAAAGCUCGAAUGUAUGAAACUGACUACCCAAACGACGGCUAUAAAGCUCUGCGCUUAUAUUUGUCAAAGACCAAUCCAAAUUGCGAAUCCCUCUUCCAGUAUCCGAAGAGAAAUUGGUCCCCAACAGACGACAUGUGGUAUGAAAACAGGCCCGUUGGCGUCAAUAAGCUGAACGGAAUAAUGAAAGAGAUCAGUAAAGAGGCCAAAUUAUCCCGCCUAUACACUAACCAUUCAGUCCGAGCCACAUCAAUCACAGUGAUGUCAAAUGCAGGCAUUCCUAAUCGCCAUAUAAUGGCCAUAUCUGGGCAUCGAAACGAGCAGAGUUUGGCACACUACAAUACGAGGCCUUCGACCGAACAACUGCACCACUGUUCUGAAACUCUGUGCUGUCCCAAAGUCUCACUUCCUCAAGCCAAGCGAUUGUCCCGGCUACUGUUCAUCUAA
Molecule: messenger RNA, 593 nt
Organism: Actinia tenebrosa (Australian red waratah sea anemone)
Lineage: Eukaryota; Metazoa; Cnidaria; Anthozoa; Actiniaria; Actiniidae
Source: RefSeq, a predicted model, not a curated record